Molecule: messenger RNA, 1761 nt
Organism: Diplodia corticola
Lineage: Eukaryota; Fungi; Ascomycota; Dothideomycetes; Botryosphaeriales; Botryosphaeriaceae
Product: mfs multidrug transporter
Exons: 2
Coding region: 1-1761 (586 amino acids)
Biological process (GO): transmembrane transport
Molecular function (GO): transmembrane transporter activity
Source: RefSeq, a predicted model, not a curated record
AUGUCAGUACCCCACUCGGAAGUCGCCUCGAUGAAGUCGGGAAUGUCCAAGGACGAUGCACCAUCAAUGGAGGACGUCCCCAUCGAGCCGAGCAAGCAGAGCCCACCCGAGCAGCCUGCAUUCAACCCCAACUGGCGCUUCUACGUCGCCUUCUGCUCGCUCUCCGUCAUCACUCUGAUGGCUGCCCUCGAUGCCACCAGCAUCUCCGUCGCGCUCUCGAUCAUGGCCAAGCUCCUCAAAGGCUCCGCCAUCGAAGCCUUCUGGGCCGGCACCUCCUUCCUCCUGACCUGCACCGUCUUCCAGCCCGUGCUGGGCUCCUUCAGCGACGUCUUCGGCCGCAAGCCCAUCAUCUUCCUGUCUCUCGCCCUCUUCGGCGCCGGCGCCAUCGUCUCCGCCGUCGCCAACAACUUCACCGUCAUCCUCGUCGGCCGCAGCAUCCAGGGCAUCGGCGGCGGCGGCAUCAUCGUCCUCACCGAGAUCGUCGUCACCGACCUCGUCCCCCUGCGCGAGCGCGGCAAGUGGUUCAGCCUCAUCAGCGCCAAUUGGGCGCUGGGCACCGUCUUCGGGCCCCUCCUCGGCGGCGGCUUCGCCGAGAAGGUCAGCUGGCGCUGGAUCUUCUGGAUCAACCUGCCCUUCAUCGCCGUCGGCGUCCCCCUCGUCGCCUUCUUCCUCACCCUCCACUUCAAGCCCACCUCGCUCCUCCACAAGCUCGCCCGCAUCGACUGGCCCGGCGUCGUCGUCUUCGUCGCCGCCACCACCGGCCUGCUCAUCCCCAUCACCUGGGGCGGCGUGCAGUACGCGUGGUCGUCGUGGCGCACGCUCGUGCCGCUCCUCGUCUGCGCCGCCGCCCUCGUCGGCUUCGUCGUCUACGAGGACCGCUACGCCGCCAACCCGCUCAUCCAGACGCGCGUCUUCAAGAACCGCACCGCCGCCUCCACCUUCGCCCAGACCGUCCUGCACGGCCUCGUCCUCUGGUCCGAGCUGUACUACGCGCCGCUCUACUACGAGGCCGUCAAGGGCUACUCGCCCGUCCUCGCCGGCGUCGCCCUCUUCCCGCAGACCUUCACCGUCGCCCCCGCCGCCAUGGCCGUCGGCUUCCUCAUCGCCCACACGGGCCGCUACCGCUGGGCCCUCUGGAGCGGCUGGCUCCUCACGACCUUGGGCCUCGGCCUCCUCGUCUACCUCGACGUCGACACCCCCGCGUCGUCGUGGAUCCCGCUCAACCUCGUGCCGGGAGUGGGAACGGGGAUACUUUUCCCCUCCAUGGGCAUGGCCGUCCAGGCCGCCAGCGCCGCGCGCGACCAGGCCGCCGCCGUCACAAUGUUCGCGUUCCUCCGCGCCCUCGGCCAGACGCUCGGCGUCGCCAUCGGCGGCGUCGUCUUCCAGAACCAGAUUCGCCAGCGGCUGCUGCGGUUCCCGUUGCUGGCGUCGAGCGCGGAAAGCUUGUCGCGCGACGCCAGCGGCCUCGUCGAGGUGAUCAAGAGCAUGGACGACGCGGAUCCCGCCAAGGGGCAGCUCAAGGAGGCGUACGUCUACGGCUUGCGCCGCGUGUGGGUCGUCAUGUGCGCGCUCGCGGCCGUGGCGCUCGUCGCGAGCUUCUUCGUCGAGGGCCUGCCGCUCGAUCAGGCGCUGGCGACGGAGCAGGGGUUCAGGAACGAGGGGCACGAGGGGGUCGGGGGGGUCGAGGAUGAGGAGAAGCGGGGGGAGCGGGGCGGUCGGGGAGAGACUGUAGCCCCCUCCUCGGCCGGGGGGAGGGUCUGA